Aspergillus aculeatus ATCC 16872 is the source of this 1734-nucleotide messenger RNA. RefSeq names its product putative FAD-dependent isoamyl alcohol oxidase. Bases 1 to 1734 code for a protein of 577 amino acids. The record is from RefSeq and is a predicted model, not a curated record. The transcript has 3 exons. Lineage: Eukaryota; Fungi; Ascomycota; Eurotiomycetes; Eurotiales; Aspergillaceae. Gene Ontology annotation, molecular function: FAD binding; oxidoreductase activity.
AUGCAACCCAUACUGUGGACUGUGUUACUCGGUUUGGCUGCUGGGCGCAGUGUAACCCUCCCUGGUUCUGCUUCCAAUGCCUCCUGCCGCGCCAUUCCUGGGGAUCCUUCUUGGCCCUCGCUCGAAAAAUGGCACGCCCUCAAUAAGACGGUUCACGGCCGAUUGAUUGCCACGAUCCCCCUGCCCAGCGUCUGCCACAGCGAGCCGUUCGGUAACUACAAUGCGGAUGCCUGCAGUGCCCUCAAAACCACAUGGCUGGACGAUACAACCUUUCUGAACCAUCCAGCAGAGGUCAUGAAUCCCUACGUACAGAACUAUACCUGUGUCCCCUUCACUCCAGCGUCACAACCAUGCAUUCUAGGCAAUUAUGCCAGCUAUUCCAUUAAUGUCACCGGCGCCGACGAUGUGAUUGCUGGUGCUGCCUUCGCACGAGAUAAUGACAUCCGGCUGGUGAUCAAGAAUACCGGUCAUGAUUUCAUGGGCAAAUCCAGUGGAACAGGCGCCCUCUCCCUGUGGACGCACAACCUCAAUACGACAGACAUCCUCUCCUCAUACUCGAGUGCCGACUAUACCGGGCCAGCCGCUCGACUGGGCGCCGGGGUGAUCAGCGGGCAAGUCUACUCCAUCCUAGGGGCAGCGGGCUACCGCAUCCUGGGUGGGACAUGCCCCACCGUCGGCCUGGCUGGGGGCUACACCUCAGGGGGAGGACACUCGCUGCUUAACGGCGCCUACGGGAUGGGCGCCGACGCGGUGCUGGAAUGGGAGGUCAUCACCGCGCAGGGGGAGCACCUCGUCGCAACGCCGUACAACAACACCGACCUAUACUGGGCGCUCAGCGGUGGGGGACCGGGGACCUUCGCUGUGGUGCUCAGCAUGACGACCAAGAUAUUCAUCGAUGGACCCAUAGGCAGCGGUCUGCUGUUCUUCAACAUCUCUGCCACUAACCCAGAGCCCUACUGGUCCGCCAUCUCCGAUCUGUGGCAGUUCCUGCCCCAAUUCGUCGACGUUGGCCCCAACACGUGGGACUUCGCACUGACGGCCACCGGGUUCGAAGCCUACGCCAUCACCGUGCCAGACAAAAACGGCACACAAGUGCAGGAUUUGCUAAAGCCGUUUCUCACCCGCCUCACCCAGCGGGACAUCCCCUACUCCUUCACGCCCACCACCUCCCCGAACUACCACGACUACUUCGCCAGCCGCUUUGGCCCGGGCAUCGCCGGCGCCGGCCCCGCCACGGUGCAGUUGACAUCGCGCCUCAUUCCCCGCGCCGGGGUGCAGAACAUCACGCAGAACCAAGCCAUCGUCGCCGCCUUGCGCGCCGUCGUCGAGACCGACCCAGACCUCUCGCUGGGAUGCCACGCCCUCAACGUGAAGGACAUCCCGCACCCAGACAACGCCGUCCUCCCCGCCUGGCGCGACGCCAUUGCUACGUGCAACAUCGUCAGCUACUGGGAUUGGAAUUUAUCCCCAAUACAAAUGCAGGCCCGGAAGGCGCAGCUGGUCGACACGCUGAUCCCGGGGCUGGAGCGGGCGACGCCCGGUGCGGGGACGUAUCUGAAUGAGAUCGAUGCGCAGUGGAAGGGAAAUUGGGAGGUGGAGCUGUAUGGGAGGAAUUAUCCACGGUUGCUUGAGGUCAAGGAGAAGUAUGAUCCAGCGCAUGUGUUUUAUGCGAAGACGGCGGUGGGGAGUGCAGCGUGGGAGGUCGAUUCCAGAGGGAGGUUGUGUAGAGUUUAG